Andrographis paniculata is the source of this 1368-nucleotide messenger RNA. RefSeq lists its product as uncharacterized. Lineage: Eukaryota; Viridiplantae; Streptophyta; Magnoliopsida; Lamiales; Acanthaceae. The coding region runs from base 1 to 1368 and encodes 455 amino acids. The transcript has a single exon. The record is from RefSeq and is a predicted model, not a curated record.
AUGGCUACCAGUACCCUGCAAUUCCAGCAAGAGAUGAAGUCAACUGUCGACAAAUUACAAGGUCAAAUCAAUCAAGUGUCAGAGGAGGUGAAACAGCUAUGUGAAAGAGGAAAGUGGCCUGCUCAGCCUGAGCCAAAUCCAGCAAAUGUCAGCGCCAUCACUAUUUGCAGUGAUACGAUGAUUGAAUGUUCCUCCUGGCCUAAUCCAAAGAAUACGAGUGCUAUAACCCUUCGUAGCGGAAAUGAAUUGGAAGGUCCACCUCCUAUCUCGAAGGAACAGAAUGAGGAUCAGAUUGAGAUGGAGAUCGAAAAAGAAGUUGAACUUCACGAAAAGGUACUUCCUAACUUUGUUCCUCCUACUGAAACUAUAUCAGCUCCUUUUCCUGACAGGUUGAAUAAACCACAAAAGGCAAACAAACGAAAAGAGAUGAUGGAAAUAUUCAAGAAGGUGGAACUUAAUAUCUUGCUCCUGGAAGCUAUCAACCAAAUCCCCAAGUACGCAAAGUUUUUGAAAGAACUGUACACCAACAAAAGAAAAUUGCGAGGGGACGAGCAUAUUAUAGCGGGUGAGAACGUUUCUGCUGUUAUCAAAAGAAAUGUACCACCUAAAACAGGUGAUCAAGGUAUGUUUUCUAUCCCUUGUAAGAUUGGAAAAAUUGAGAUCACUAAGGCUAUGCUAGAUCUAGGAGCUGCUAUUAAUGUCAUGCCUCGAUCAAUAUACGACUCUUUAAAUCUAGGGCCUCUAAAAGAAACAAGAAUUAUUAUUCAACUUGCUGAUCGCACCAAUGCUUAUCCUGAUGGUAUGAUAGAAGAUGUACUAGUUCAAGUGAAUGAAUUGAUUUUUCCUGUUGAUUUUUAUAUUCUGGAUAUGCACGAUGCACAUUGUUUUAAUCCGCCGCCUCUUUUGUUAGGAAGACAUUUUAUGUGCACUGCAGGAACAAAGAUAGAUGUUAAAAAGGGCACACUCAACUUGGAGUUUGAUGGAGAAGAAUUUCAUUUCAAUAUUUUUAAUCCCGUCAAAUGUCAUGUUGAAUCUGAAUCAUUAUAUGCAAUUAAUGUUAUUAAUUCUGUGGUGCAGAAAACUUGUGAAGUUGGUAAUGAGAAUAAACGAAGAACUGUAUUGACAAAACAGUUAGAAAAAAGACCAACUGGAGAGAGUAAAAAAGAAAAAAAGAUUGUCGAAAAGUGGAGAUGGAUUCCCAAGGGAUCACCAUUGCUGGCAGCAAAAAAAUGUCAUAAGGAGAAUCAAAAUUCUAAGCCGAAGAAAAAGUGUGUGGCCAAUAGACAUCGCUUCAAAUUAUACCACGAGGGACCCUCACUUGAUCCUAUAAAGUUGGCACCCGUUGCCGAUUUCGAUGUUCAUAAUUGA